UUUCAUAUUUCCAUAUGAAAAAUCUAGCAGUCAACUUUUUUUGUUUUGAAACUUUUUGUUUCUGCUCAACAGAUAUAUUUACAGCACAUUUGGGUAUUUUAAUCCAAUAGCCAUUUCACAAGAUGGACAAAAUUUCAAAUUUGGAAAAACAGAUAGCCUAUUUGCAGGAAGUUCUCCGUUGCAAAGAGGAAGAACUAAGAGCACUGCAAGCCAAUGAACAGCAUGCAUCAUUUUGCUCUCCUGACAAAUUGUCGAAGGAUGAUGUGGAGAGAUUUAGCAGGCAGAUAAUCAUUCCAGCCAUUGGAUGUAAAGGACAAAUGGCAUUGAAAACAUCAAGCAUCCUUAUAGUUGGUGUUGGUGGUUUGGGUUGCCCAGCAGCUCAGUACCUUGCAGGUUCGGGAGUGGGUCACAUUGGUUUGGUUGACUAUGAUGAGGUUGAGUGUAGUAAUUUACACCGUCAGCUUCUACAUACAGAGGAUUCCAUUGGUGUGCCUAAAGUUACCUCAGCUUCCAUAGCUUUGAAAAAGUUGAACAGCAGUUUGAGGAUUUCAGAAUACCAUACUCAACUCAACAGUUCAAACGCUUUGAAUAUUGUACAAAAGUAUGACAUCGUUAUUGAUGCUACAGACAACGUGGCAACUCGAUACCUCUUGAAUGAUGCAUGCGUCCUUUCUGGAAAGCCUCUUGUCUCAGGGUCAGCCCUUAGGCUUGAGGGUCAAUUAACUGUGUACAAUUAUAACAAGGGGCCUUGUUAUCGUUGCAUAUUUCCGAAGCCACCUCCACCUGAAACAGUAACCAACUGUGGAGAUGGUGGCGUGCUUGGAGCAGUCCCAGGAGUUGUAGGGGUACUGGAGGCAUUAGAAGCUAUUAAAAUUGUUUUGGGCUGUUCUGGCAUCCUAUCAGGGCAGCUUUUACUCUUUAGUGCAGAGUCAAGUGCCUUUCGUAAUGUCCGCUUAAGAACAAGAAAUGCAAGCUGUGAUGUGUGUGGAGAGAAUCCUAAGAUUUCUCAUCUCAUAGAUUAUGAACAAUUCUGUGGUGCAAAAGCCACAGACAAAGAUAGCAGUAUUUGUCUUUUAAGGGAAGAGCAGAGAAUCAAUGCGCCAGCAUUAUUUGAUUCAUUUGUUUCAAAAUGUGAAGGUCUGUUGAUUGAUGUCCGUAGUCCAGAAGAAUUUGAAAUGUGUGCUGUACCUCGUUCUCUUAACAUUCCCUUAAAGAAUAUUGAUGAGCCUGAUUCUGUUAGUCAGAUAAUAACCGCACUUCAGGACAAGCAAGCUGAACAGAAUCCCUUCCCAGUUUAUGUUGUUUGUAGAAGGGGGAAUGAUUCGCAGAAAGCUGUUCUCAUGCUAGAGAAAGUUUUGAAAGACCAAAAUGUUGCAGUACGAGAUCUUACAGGAGGACUGCAUGCCUGGGCGAGAAAAGUAGAUUCAGAUUUCCCCAUCUAUUAAUCAGAAAAAAAGGACGUUGUGAAUAUUGUUACUUUGUUCUGACAAAAUAAAUCAUGAUUUCUCACUA
Thrips palmi is the source of this 1512-nucleotide messenger RNA. RefSeq names its product adenylyltransferase and sulfurtransferase MOCS3 (gene Uba4). Gene Ontology annotation, biological process: tRNA wobble position uridine thiolation; protein urmylation. The record is from RefSeq and is a predicted model, not a curated record. Gene Ontology annotation, cellular component: cytoplasm; cytosol. Gene Ontology annotation, molecular function: URM1 activating enzyme activity; adenylyltransferase activity; thiosulfate-cyanide sulfurtransferase activity. Bases 123 to 1445 code for a protein of 440 amino acids. The transcript has 7 exons. NCBI's taxonomy places the organism in Eukaryota, Metazoa, Arthropoda, Insecta, Thysanoptera, Thripidae.